AUGUCAGAUUCCAACACAAGUGACUUCACCAACCCCUCCACCUUCAUCCUGCUGGGCAUUCCUGGCCUGGAAGCGACCUAUGUCUGGAUCUCCAUCCCCUUCUGCACAAUGUAUGCCAUAGCCAUCUUGGGGAACUUCACUACCCUAUUAAUAGUGAAGAGGGAGCCGAGCCUUCAUGGUCCCAUGUAUUAUUUCCUCUGCAUGCUGGCCAUCACCGACUUGGCCCUAUGCACGUGCACAAUUCCCAAAAUGCUGAGCAUCUUCUGGUUGAAUUCCAGGGAGAUCGAUUUCAGUGCCUGCCUCACCCAGAUGUACUUCAUUCACUGCUUCUCAGUGAUGGAGUCUGGGAUCUUUGUGGCCAUGGCUUUUGAUCGCUAUGUGGCCAUCUGCAAUCCCCUGAGACAUUCCACCAUCCUGACGAACCGCAUGGUGGCCAAGAUUGGCCUGGCCGUGGUGCUGCACGGUGGCAUGAUCAUACUGCCCUAUUCCUUACUGGCGAGGCAGUGGCCAUAUUGCAGAACCAACAUCAUCCCCCACUCUUACUGUGAGCACAUGGCCGUGGUGAAGCUGGCCUGUGCCGACAUCCGCAUCAGUAGUUACUAUGGCCUCUUUGUGAUAUUCUCUGUGACUGGUGUGGAUGUGCUUUUUAUCGCCAUGUCCUAUAUCCAGAUCCUCAGAGCCAUCUUCAGCCUCCCCACAAAGGAUGCCCGGCUUAAGACUUUUGGGACCUGCGCCUGCCACCUCUGCGCCAUCUUAGCCUUUUACAUCCCAGGUCUUUUCUCCUUACUCACGUACCGUUUUGGCCACAAUGUGCCCCUACAUUUCCACAUUCUCAUGGCCAACGUGUACCUCCUGGUGCCCCCCAUGCUGAAUCCCAUCAUCUACGGGAUGAGGACCAAACAGAUCCGGGACAGGCUGCUCCAUCUCUUUACUCAUAAGGGGACUUAA
Molecule: messenger RNA, 948 nt
Organism: Emys orbicularis (European pond turtle)
Lineage: Eukaryota; Metazoa; Chordata; Testudines; Emydidae
Product: olfactory receptor 52R1-like
Exons: 1
Coding region: 1-948 (315 amino acids)
Biological process (GO): G protein-coupled receptor signaling pathway
Cellular component (GO): plasma membrane
Molecular function (GO): olfactory receptor activity; G protein-coupled receptor activity
Source: RefSeq, a predicted model, not a curated record